AUGGUUGUGGAGACAGCAGCGAGGACGAGCAGGAGGUACGCGCUGCUGAUGGCGGCGCACGACUCGGAGUACGUGCACAAGAAGUACGGCGGCUACCUCAACGUCUUCGUGGCCGCGUUCGGAGACGCCGGCGAAAGCGAGGAGUGGGACCUGUACCGUGCCGUCACCGGGGAGCUCCCGGCCCCGGAGGACCUCGAGAGGUACGACGGCUUCGUGAUCAGCGGCAGCCCGCACGACGCCUACGCCGACGACCUGUGGAUCCUGCGGCUGUGCCUCCUGGUCCGGGAUCUCCACGACAUGCAGAAGCGGGUCCUCGGCAUCUGCUUCGGCCACCAGGUUAUCUGCCGCGCGCUGGGCGGGCGCGUGGGCAAGGCGAGCGGCGGCUGGGACGUCGGCAUCAGGGAGGUGGCCAUCGCGGAGGCGGCGCCGCCGUGCAGGUUCCUCAACGCGCUGAAGGACCAGCUGCCACCCCGCGCCAAGAUCACCGAGGUCCAUCAGGACGAGGUGUGGGAGGUGCCGGAGGGCGCAGAGGUGCUGGCCUCCUCCGACAAGACGGGCGUUGAGAUGUUCCGCAUCGGCGAGCACGUGCUGGGCAUCCAGGGCCACCCGGAGUACACCGGCGACAUCCUCCUCAGCCUCGUCGACCGCCUCCUCACCGCCGGAUCCAUCACCGUGUCGUUCGCCGAGGCCGUGAAGAGGCAGCUGGAGGCCACUGCGCCGGACAGGGAGUUCUGGGUGAAGCUCUGCAAGAGCUUCCUCAAGGCUGAUGACGAAGCAUAGCAAACUCUGAAGCAUUGCUCGUGUGAUGAACUAAUGAAGCGUAGCAUAUGAAAAAUACCAAAACACUUGUGUUGUGUUUGUGAUAGU
This is a messenger RNA of Phragmites australis (common reed), 867 nucleotides long. RefSeq names its product gamma-glutamyl peptidase 5-like. Gene Ontology annotation, cellular component: cytosol. NCBI's taxonomy places the organism in Eukaryota, Viridiplantae, Streptophyta, Magnoliopsida, Poales, Poaceae. The record is from RefSeq and is a predicted model, not a curated record. The coding region runs from base 1 to 780 and encodes 259 amino acids. The transcript has 4 exons.